This is a messenger RNA of Cheilinus undulatus (humphead wrasse), 2983 nucleotides long. RefSeq names its product gastrula zinc finger protein XlCGF26.1-like. Gene Ontology annotation, molecular function: RNA polymerase II cis-regulatory region sequence-specific DNA binding; DNA-binding transcription factor activity, RNA polymerase II-specific. Bases 78 to 1844 code for a protein of 588 amino acids. Gene Ontology annotation, cellular component: nucleus. The transcript is spliced from 2 exons. Gene Ontology annotation, biological process: regulation of transcription by RNA polymerase II. The record is from RefSeq and is a predicted model, not a curated record. Lineage: Eukaryota; Metazoa; Chordata; Actinopteri; Labriformes; Labridae.
CUCAGUGUGUCUGUGCUAGCGUUAGCAGAGUAAUGUUGUAGUUUUCUUUUCCUUCUUCGACUCUUGGAUGUGUGGAAAUGUCCGACUUUGAGGAUCUUAAAGCUUUAUUCGGACGGAGGCUGCUCGCUGCGGUUAUCAGAGACCUGAGAGGACGAGAAACCAGAUCUGAAUACGAAGAGGAGCUCCACCGCCAGAGAAAGCUGCUGGAUGUGAUUUUAAUCCCUGAGAUAAAGCUGCACAGAGCAGAUGUUCAGCAACUGUUGGUUAAACAAGAAAACCUACAGAUUAAGACUGAAGAGCCUUCUGAACCUCAGCCUGAAGACAGUGAGGAUGACUGGAAGAAGACCGCAGAAGAUUUGUCAGCUGAAAACACUGUGGAAAAUAUUAAAAAUGAGAGACAAAAGUCCAACAACUGCUCUUGGUGUGGUAAAACACUUGAUACAAAACAGAAUCUGACCCAACACAUGACACGUCACAGGGACAAAGUCUACAGCUGUUCUGUUUGUGACCCGAGAUUCUCUUUGUAUAAUCAACGACAAAAACAAACGGAAGAGAAGAGAGAGGCAGAAACAGGAGCUGAUGGAGAGGACUGUAGAGGAGCAGAUCCAGCCAGGAACUCAGAUCCAGGAAGACAUUUACAACCAGACACUGGGAUCAAGACUGAGGACUUGUCUGGAGCUGAGACUGACGACAGUGAUGAUUGGAAGAAGACUGCAGAAGAUUUGUCAGCUGUAAACGCUGUGGAAGGUAUUAAAAAUGAGAGACAAAAGUUAUGUAAAAAAUCCAACGACUCCUCUUGGUGUGGUAAAACACUUGAUACAAAACAGAAUCUGACCCAACGCAUGACACGUCACAGGGACAAAGUCUACAGCUGUUCUGUUUGUGACCCGAGAUUCUCUUUGUAUAAUCAACGACAAAAACAAACGGAAGAGAAGAGAGAGGCAGAAACAGGAGCUGAUGGAGAGGACUGUGGAGGAGCAAAACCAGCCAGGAACUCAGAUCUAGGAAGACAUUUACAACCAGAGACUGGGAUCAAGACUGAAGACUCAGUCUCAGUGUCAGUCUCUGAAACUGAGACUGAUGACAGUGAUGAUUGGUGGGAGACCAGAGAGCAUCAAGCAGGCUUAAAACACAUUAACAAAAACGUAAAUAAAAGAAAAAAGAAGGAACAAAGUUUGCAUAGCUGCUCUGAGUGUGGUCAAACAUUCACAAGGAAACGAAAUAUGUCCAAACACAUGAGAAUCCAUACAGGAGAGAAACCGUUCAGCUGUUCUGUUUGCAAUAAAAGAUUUAAGCGUAAGGAUGGUCUAACCAGGCACAUGUUGAUUCACAAAGAAGAGAAACCGUUUAGCUGCUCUGUUUGUGACAAAAGAUUUCCGUGUAACACUAUACUAACCAGGCACAUGAUUAUUCACUCAGGAGAGAGAGCUUUUAGCUGCUCUGAGUGUGGUAGUAGAUUUUACGAUAAGGGAAAUCUGACCAAACAUAUGUGCAUUCACAUGGGAAGGAAGCAAAAUGAUUCUCUCUGUUGCUCUGAGUGUGGCAAAACAUUUACAGUCAAACGUGACCUGACCAGGCACAUCAGAAUUCACACAGGAGAGAAACCUUUCAGCUGUUCCCAGUGUGGUAAAAGCUUCAACCGAGAAUUAACUUUAACCAGACACAUGAUGAUUCAUUCAGGAGAGAAACCUUUCAGCUGUUCUGUUUGCAGCACAAGUUUUACCCGAAAGUUUACUCUUCAUCUUCACAUGGCAAGGCACGUAAGGGCGGGGGUAAAUCCGAGGCAAAUGUUGGUUCACACUGAAGGAAUUCCCUCCAACAAUGCUGAGACCAGUCAGUGUUAGAUGACAGAGUGAUCUGACUGGAUGAUGACUGGAAGCAGAACAGAGAACAUUUAAAAUCUUGGAAUCUGUGAAGGCCUUUUCAGGCACAUAAGACAUCAUCUUGAUCUGAAAUCACCCAGCCUCUGAGGGUACUUCUACACCACACUCCAAAUUAUUAUGCACAUUGGAUUUUAGUGUCAUAAACUUUCAAAUUUUUGAAAUCCGGACUUCACACUCACAAAGCAGCUCAGGAAGCAGCUGUAGAUUGAAUGCAGGCAGAACAACACUGAGAGAGAACUCAGAGGUUUCCAUCUAAAGCCUGAGACGACCUGGGAAAGACAUCUAUGUUCCCUGUUGUUGCGUGAUAACCAUUUUUUAUUUUGCAGCAGUAACAGGAAAUCCGGACUUCACACCCACAAAGUAGCUCAGGAAGCAGCUGUAGAUUGAAUGCAGGCAGAACAACACUGAGAGAGAAUGCAGAGGUUUCUAUCUAAAGCCUGAGACGACCUGGGAAAGACAUCUAUGUUCCCUGUUGUUCACAAACAAACAAUAAAACAUGAAUAGAAUUUCAUAUAUCAUUUAAUGUAUGUAGAAUAACAUAGGGACUUGAUUUGCCAGAAAUGAAGGGAUGAAAAUGUUUUGGAAUCAAAAGGAGAGUUGGAGAAAUGAGAAAAGCAAGAACAAAUAGGAGGAAUUAGAUAAUUAUAUCAGGAUUAAGAUGUGGACGUAGUGGGUUAAAGAGUGCAACACACAGGUGGAAAUGAUUAUUGUGGAUAGGAAGAAAAAGUGAAACAUUAGGCGGCGGAGAAGCAUCAUUUAAUUUGCCGACUGCUUAUAAACCUCACCAAAGAAGAAGAAAAAAGGCAACAACAAACUCCAGUUAAUUUUUUAACGAAAUAAAAUAAUAAUUGAAACUUCUGAAAAAAAUCUUACUGAGCGAGGGAAUGCAAACAUUUGGAUAACAGAACAUUAAUGUUGUUUAUCUUGUGUGAUAACCAUUUUUUGUAUUAGCCUAGAGCAGGGGUUCAAAUUUUUGUUUUUCAAUUAAACUCAUGAAUGGUAUUGUGUCUCAGUGCUCUCUGGAUCACUAAAAUCAAUCUCAGGCACCUGUGAUCAUUAGUUUGCCAGGUGAGCCCAAUUAAAGGAAAACUGCUUAAGAA